AUGGAAGAUAGUGUUGUAAUUAAGUGUAAAAAUGCAGCUUGCAACGAUUCGAAUUUUCAUACUGUUAUAAAGUAUAUAAUUCCAAUCAACGUACAAGAUCAUACUGGCACCGUCGGAUCCACUCUUUUUGAUAGGGAAGCAAAAAGAUUGUUGGAUAUAAGUGCACUCAAGUUGAAAAAAAUACAUGAAGAGGCUGGUGACAGUUUGGAACUAUAUCCAAAUCAUAUGAACGUCUUGAAAAACCGCAAAUUUGCGUUUCUUGUAGAUGUUACAUCCUACAAUGUCACCAACUAUAACAAUAUCUAUACCGUUGUCAAACUUACAGAAGAUGAGUCUGUUGUUUUAGAAUUGGAAAGUAAACUAGAACUUAUGAGUGUUCAACCAGUGUCCUUAAAUGAAGUACCCCUGGAAUCAGAUGAGGUCGUUCAAAAUGUUCAAAAGGAUGUCAUAUCACAAACGGAUGAGAAUUUUACUCCCUCAACAAUUGAUAAAUCAUCCGCAACAAGUCCAUUGAAAAUAUCAGGUGAUUUGAAGCGCAACCUCCAUGACAUUUAUGAUGUUGAUGGUCGAGAAGAUGAUGGUGAUGCAAAUUCUAUAAAAUCAAAUACAGAAUCUUUUGGUGAAGAUACUCCAGUUUGGGUGCCAAAAGUGGAGAACUGA
Lactuca saligna is the source of this 660-nucleotide messenger RNA. NCBI's taxonomy places the organism in Eukaryota, Viridiplantae, Streptophyta, Magnoliopsida, Asterales, Asteraceae. The record is from the annotation of a GenBank genome assembly.